GCUCCAAGAUGGCGGCGAGGAGGCGUGGCCGGCGGACCCGUGUCCAAAUGGACUGCAGGUGUGUGGAUUGGGCACCUCUGCACAAUUAAUUAACCUCCUCUCACUGAAUAAAAGGGGAGCAGCAGAGGAGAGAUAGAGAGAGAGAGAGAGAGUUGGAGAGCCAGCAGCACAUGCAGAGCGAAGGAAGAAGAGAGAGCAAGCAGCAAGUGACGCAGCGGAGCGAGAAGCGGAUGCUAAACGCGAGAGGCAGGCUGAAAAGCAGAAGCGGAAGAGCGAGCAGGAGGAGCCGGAGUUGAAAAGCGACACGACCUGGGACUGAGGUUUAUUUGCAAAAAUAAAAGAAAGUCAACCCCGCUCGUGACAAUGUCCUUCCUUGAUGGUCCUGCGAACUCGGACGACAGCUGGAGUCGUUCACAAUCACUCUGUCUAAAGAGAGAUCAAAGAAACUGCUGAAAUAAAGCCUGUGUCAAUCGUCUCGCUUCUGCUCCUGAGUCCUCAUUCUCGUCAAGGCCUAACACUGGGAGGUGAGGGAAGCAGUGAGCAGCAGCGGUGGCCGCACCUGUGAAUCAUUUUUGGUGAUUUAACCACCAAUUCCAACCCUUGAUGCUGAGUGCCAAGCAGGGAGGUAAUUAUGGCGUCACAUUAGUACCAAAAAUCCAAGCGCAUAAAAACUGUUAUUGCGCGCUGAUCCUCCACUUCGCGCGCGCGCGACACCCUUUUGCGCGCGCGUGGCGCCUUUGUGCGUGCGCGCGGUGCCUUUCUGUGCGCGUGCGGUGCCUUUCUGUGCGCGCGCCGUCUUGGUCUGGCAUCUCUCCUCGCGCUGUCAUGUUUCUUUUUGUUACUUUGGGGACGGGUAUGCUUAGACCGCCCCUUCUUUCUGAUUGGCUCUGAGCGCUGUCAGUCAAUGGAGGAGCAACGUGGCAGCCAUCUUACUUUAUUCAAAUGUUCAAAAAAAAGGAAAUCACGUUUUCAUGGGGCUAUCAUGGCUGAACAAGUAAAUCUUACACUAUUAUCUCUCAGAUUUAAUUUGCCUAAUGUAUGGAGAUAGCUUUUUUUGUUGUUUUUUUAAAUACAUAUUUUUAACUCUGCCAUCUAUACUGAUCUGGGCUGAUAUCUAAUUUUUCAUAGUUUGAGUUGUUUGCAGAAACCUAAAUACUUUUUAUAGUAAUAUUAAAACCAUAUUCAUUAAUUGUAGUGAUAACCUGUCAUUCAUUAUUCUACUAAAAUAGUAAUUGCAAUCAUAACAUCAAUAAUUGGGCCCAUAUGCUAAUCACGUGGUCCUGAUAUGAAGUACGCAUAGAUAAGUGGGUUCGGGUAGACUCUGGUGUAAACUUAAAGUAGAUAGAGGAAAGAAAAUAAAUAGUCCCACAUUGUGGCAUACAUUCAAUAUGUACAUAUACAAAUAUUAAAUAAAUACAAAUAUUUUUUUAAACAGACAAGUGAGGAAAGAAAACAUAUUUGAAAAUAUAAUUUCCAUCAUUGACUGACAUCUGUCGACUGGUUGUAUGUGUAUGAAAAGAGAGAUAUUGAUCUUGACACUUCAUUAACUAUGUGAUGUUCUCUCAACAGAUGAGACAUUACCUUCUUCAAAGACUUUUAGAUCAAAUUCAAUUGGCAUUUUCCACAACUCCACUAAAUUUGGACUUUUUAGAAUUUGUUUGUCGACAGGAGCUGUAUCUUCUGCAAGCCCUAUCCAACCACAUUCAAGUACCAGCUGCUAUUAUCCAGACUUUGCAGGAACUCUUUGAACUUGUGAAAGCACAACUGGAACAUCCAGCCCCAGAUGUCACAGUGGAGAAGACAGGCACCAAAGUUUUGGUCGAUGAACAGCAUUUGAAGGAACUGCUUGGCGUACACCUUCCUGUGCCUUGCAUAGCCACACUGAUGAGUGUUUCAAGAAUGACAAUCUAUCAAAGGAUGAGAGAGAAUGAGCUUUCUGUCAGGGCCAUGUAUUGUCCCAUCACCGAUGCUGAGCUUGACUAUUUGGUUUCUGACAUUAAGCGUGAUUUACCAAAUGCAGGCUACAGAAUGGUCAAAGGCCGACUGGAUUCUCUGGGACACAGAGUUCCAUGGAGAAGAGUUGCUGCCUGCAUGCACAGAGUUGAAUCCAUAGGUAUCAUCUCAAGACUGUCCAGUCUUAGCUGUGUCAUACGCAGAGUUUACUCUGUACCAGGGCCCUUGUCCCUGGUACAUGUGGACACAAAUCACAAGUUGAUCAGAUACAAUAUUGUCAUAUUUGGAGGAAUCGAUGGUUUUUCGAGAAAGAUACUGUACUUAAAUGCAGCGACCAACAACUGUGCUUCAACAGCAUUUCACUUCUUUCUGGAGGCCACUCAACAACAUGGUUUACCCUCAAGGGUACGAGCUGACCAGGGAGUAGAGAACGUGGACAUCGCCCGGUUUAUGUUCACAGUCCGUGGCAACAAUCGUGGAAGUUUCAUCUCGGGAAAGAGUGUCCACAAUCAAAGGAUGGAGCGGUUAUGGCGAGAUUUGUGGAUCUCUGUAUCGUUCAAGUAUUCCAACCUUUUGUAUUCUCUUGAAGAAAAUGACAUACUGGACAUCUCGUCCAUAGACGACAUAUUCUGUGUCCACUACGCAUUUCUUCCAAGACUCAAAAAAGACUUGGAGAUCUUCACUGAAGGCUGGAACCACCAUCCAAUGCGCACUGAAGGAAACCGAAGUCCGAUGCAGAUGUGGGAAUGUGGACGGAUGUUGAACAACAGUGAGGCUCAUUCUGAGAACAUUGCAGAUCUUCAAGAGCCGGACAUUGAUUGGGAGACUGCGGCUGAUUAUAAUGGCAACGACUCGGAACCUGAAACUGGCAUUGUGGUGCCUGAAUAUGAUUGCCCUCUAACUGAGGAGGAGCUGAAUGAACUCCAAACUCUCAUUGAUCCGAUUGACCCAAACUUGACAAAUGAACAACUAUACAUUGUCUGCCAUGAACAUGUGAAACGACUGCGCAUACAAUGAGUUUGGAGUUCAUUCAUCCCCAUUGAGCAAAGACUGAUCCAAAACACAUCUCCAAGGCAUCAUCUCUCUACUUACAUUGAAUCGAACCUAAAUCUCCUGCAUGACAAGUGGGACUCCUACCACUCGCCCACCAGUGCUUCUUUAGUAACAUUGAGUUUUACAAAACCUUAGUAACCAUCUCAUAUCUGUGAUGUGAUGCUUACAAGACUCAAUGUUACCUCGGAUGCACUGGUGGUCCAGAUGGUAGAAAUCUCACCUGUCAUGCAGGAGGUUUAGAUUUGAUUCAAUGUGAAGUCACAAUGUUUUAUUUGACAUUAAGACAAGACCUCCAUGGAAAGACAUAGUGUGGUCACUGUGGGGACAUCUCCUGUAGGUUUUAUUGAUGACGCCUUAUAGACAUGUUCUGGACCACUCAUUGCACAGUGGGUCUCCUCCUUAACCUUCCUCUUGUGUUAGCUUUCUGUUACCAUCUCUUAUGUUAACGGGUCGGUUUUGACCCAUGUCUUAAAUCAGCUGUAAAAUACACUAAAAACAAUUAUCUAUCAACCAAUUUGUUUCUCAUCUCUUGGUUACCUUGUUAGGCUUCCUUAUCCAUGAAAAUAUUGGUUUUAAUAUUUUUGGUGUGGGCCAUUGGGCCUUUUUUUGUCACUAUACCCCUCGAUUUCAAUUUUUAAAAAUGGUUAAAUGAACUUCAAGAGAAUUGUAUAAAUGAAUAAAAGGUUGUUGUGUUACCGGACUAUUACCGAGGGUUAUUAGAACACAUCUCUUGAAUAAAUUUGUUGAUUUUUUUUUUUCAUUUUAAUAAUUGUAACUAUAGUAACAUCUAUGGUGUUACGGGUCAAUUUCGACCCAUAUAUAUUUACUUCAAGAAAAAGGUUAAAAGUAUUUUUUUCAGCAACAGAACUUUAAUACAAACACAAAAUGAAAAUCAGAACAAGUCAUAACACAAAAUAUAGAUUUGCAAGGUCAAACAAACAACAACCAAUCAAGCAAUUUAAGUUAAGUUAAAGUUAAAGUACCAAUGAUUGUCACACACACACGAGGUGUGGCAAAAUUAUUCUCUGCAUUUGACCCAUCAUCCUUGAUCACACCCUGGGAGGUGAGGGGAGCAGUGAGCAGCAGCGGUGGCCGCGCCCUGGAAUCAUUUUUGGUGAAUUAAUCCCCAAUUCCAACCCUUGAUGCUGAGUGCCAAGCAGGGAGGUCAUGGGUCCCAUUUUUUUAUAGUCUUUGGUAUGACUCGGCCAGGGUUUGAACUCACAACCUACCGAUCUAAAGUAGCAAUGAUAGUCACACACACACCAGGUGUGGUGAAAUUCGUCCUCUGCAUUUGACCCAUCCCCUUGUUCACCCCCUGGGAGGUGAGGGGAGCAGUGGGCAGCAGCGGUGCCGCGCCCGGGAAUCAUUUUUGGUGAUUUAACCCCCAAUUCCAACCCUUGAUGCUGAGUGCCAAGCAAGGAGGUAAUGGCUCCCAUUUUUAUAGUCUUUGGUAUGACCUCCUCAUCAGAUGUGUCAGUGUCUUCUGGAUGAUACUCCACAUUGUCUUCCUCCUCAGAAACCUGUUCAUCCGUAUCACUGUGCUGCUCUGUGUCCUUUCCCUCAUUUUCACCAAAAAUAUUAUCCAGAACUUCUCACUGUACAGUAAAUCUUUUUUUCAUUUUCGCAUGCUGCAAAUUGGAGAUGUGCACUCUGCAAGUCACCAACUCUAUACUGAAUUGACCUCACAUGUCAUGUUUUAGUACUGGAUAACAAGGUCAAAUGAGAAUCCCCUAAAGCUCACAUGAUUGGUAGAGGAGCUGGCUGUCAGUGUGUUCAGUUUUGGCUCUAAUUAUUGUUUUAUUAUCUUAUUUUUAUAACUGGGUCGAAACUGACCCUAACACCGCCAAGGUCAUUAUUUCAACCAGAGCAUUUUAUAAUUUAGUGAAGAAAAAAAAAAAUAAGUUUUAUUUUAUUGAAAUAGAGGUUCCUGACAAAGUCAAAAAGCCUUGAUGCAAAAAAAUAAAUUUGUGUGGUUCUUUUAUGCAUUCAAAAACUAAAAGGGGUCGGUGCCGACCCUAACACAAGACGAAGGUUAAACUUAAACCCCUCAAG
Entelurus aequoreus (snake pipefish) is the source of this 5058-nucleotide messenger RNA. RefSeq lists its product as uncharacterized. The coding region runs from base 1555 to 2970 and encodes 471 amino acids. The record is from RefSeq and is a predicted model, not a curated record. NCBI's taxonomy places the organism in Eukaryota, Metazoa, Chordata, Actinopteri, Syngnathiformes, Syngnathidae. Gene Ontology annotation, molecular function: nucleic acid binding. The transcript is spliced from 6 exons. Gene Ontology annotation, biological process: DNA integration.